Messenger RNA from Sardina pilchardus (European sardine), 3378 nucleotides. Its product is annotated as schwannomin-interacting protein 1. Lineage: Eukaryota; Metazoa; Chordata; Actinopteri; Clupeiformes; Clupeidae. The record is from RefSeq and is a predicted model, not a curated record. Gene Ontology annotation, biological process: positive regulation of hippo signaling. Bases 457 to 1194 code for a protein of 245 amino acids. The transcript is spliced from 7 exons. Gene Ontology annotation, cellular component: cell junction; plasma membrane.
CCCGUUAAAUUCCUUAAGUCUUCACACUGUCUUUGUUAGGAAGUGUUACAUUUGCAAUAGCCUAAAUUACAUAGACUACUCGUUGUGUUGUUCUGGUUUAAUCUUGACCCAAGUAGGCCUUUAUUCUUUUUUAAAAAGUUAAGGAUUCAUGCCACGUAGACUAGGUCUACUCAGUUGAAGAACUUGAAACUUGGAGAACUGAAACGCCGAGGAUUGAGGAGGAAAAGGAGUUGGCAUUGUGUAGGCUAGCGGACACCAGGAAACAAUCCCAAGGAAAAAAGGCAAAAGUUUGAAAACCGAUGUAACCUAAUGGAAAUAAUGAAAAAGACAAAUAUCUUACAUAUAGACCUCCCCGUGAAGCAAAGUGGAAAAUCUGAGUCAUAAGGAUCACUGUCGAAUAACGAAACUCCUUCACCUUGUGAGCUUUCUAAACCUUCAGACACCCUUGGAAGAUAAAUGGAGGGAACGAAGGAGCAAGAGCGAGAGAGAGGAGAAGAAAAAGAAAGUGAUGAGACAGAGGAAGACUCAGAGGGCGCAGCACCAGUGUGGCAGAAUGACUACGCAGAGGACGAUCUUGGUUUACCCAUCAUGCAUUGGGAAGCUUUGAGCCUACGGAUUGCAGAGCUUGAGAAACAGGAGGAAGAGAGGAGAGAAAAGGAGGGUAUUGCAAAACUCCCAGACUGGACAAAGGGACAAGAUCUUGGAAUCCACCGGGACACCUGGGAGGAUGGAGAGGACCUCAACAGCCGUGUGUCUGCUCUAACAUCACGGGGUCAUAUGAAUCUGCAGCUGUGCUUCAUCAAUGAUAGUGAGAGUGAGGAGGAAGAAGAGGAACAAACGUCCAAGCGAGCAGGAAAGAAGUCUGCACAGCCAGCUUCAACAAAUGCCUCUAUAAAUAAAAGCAAGCCGACCGGUUUCAAGAUGGAAGUCCGAGCUGCUCUGAAUGCCCUCAGAGAUAAAUUGUGGACCGAACAGAAACGGGAGAGUUCUUCACACAAGAUUCUGAAGAAGCCGCUUGACCGUAGGGAGCUGCAGAAGCUCAGCCUAAGGGAGCUCGUGGCAUUACGGACCUCUCUCAGCAAAGACAUUCAAGACCUCAGCUCAGAGCUUGUUGGCCGCCUUCUCACACGGGACCAGCUGAGGACGGAACAGGACGCCAUGCUUCUGGAAGUGCAAGACAUGACAGCACUCUGAUAUGCUGUCUGCGCCCAAACUGCUGCUAGAGCAAACAACACAAAUGUUACUGUGAAAAGCUUAAAUCAGUCUUAAAGACUUGGGAUUGCACAGUAUUUUUUAAACAUAUCGUUAUAAGGGAACUGUUUCAGAAUGUCCGCUGCAUGAUGUUGCUGGGCACACGGCCCCGUAUUAAUCCCCAAUCUGUAUUCUUUUUCUGGAAGAUUCACAAGAGACGACAUGCUUGGAAAAUUACCUCAUCGCCUGGUUAUACUGGCCACCUUCAAUGCCCUUGGAAUGUAUUGCAUUUGAGUUGCAGAAUUGACCAAGAAUAAUCAAAGACACAGGGGGGAAAUCUGACUUCAAAGACUUCAAACCUGCUUGUCAUCCUGUGAUCCUGCCUUUUAAAAAAAAUUCAAACCAAGACUGAAAAUAUGCUAUAAAGGGAAUGGAUUAACAAUAUUUUAUUUUCUACUACUUGAGCAUAGGUGUAUUACAUAAGGGAAUAACAUUGGCUUUUUUUUAUUAUUGUUAUUGUUAUUAUGUGUUUCAAAAAUGUGUUGUUUACGUCCUUUUAUUUUCAAGAUGGUUUUACCUUUUGUAUCAUCUGCCAAUUUAAAAACACAAAUAUUUUUUAAUGACCUUCCUUGUUUCUGAUGUAUAGAUGUGUCAUAAUCUUUUGUUGGGUCUUUUGUAACCAGUGGAAUGUGUUUACCACUGUCAAUGUUUUUAGUUUUGUAAAAUGAUGCUGGCUGCAGGACAAAUGCAACAAAGGACAUCUGCAGUGCCAUCUACAUUUAUUGGCACCCCUGGUAAAAUUGAGUAAAAAGAGUUAAAUAAUAAUAAUAAUAAUUUGUACAAUGAAAACAGUGAGGACAUGUCCUACCUUGAAGGGAAGCAAAUGUAUCUCCUUUGUCCUUGUGAGUUGGAGAAUACAAAGCAAGGGUUUUGAGACUCUUUUUGAACCUCUUUACAAAAUCUCUCCGGAUAGUCCAGCGUCCGUCCACUCUUGUGCCUUUUCCUCUUUGGCACACCUCACUGUUUUUCUGUGUCUUAGAAGAGACUGACAGAAUUUUAUUGACCAUUUUCAGGUUUUUCAUGGAGUUCAAGAUACCAUGCACAGUAAUGAGGUUCCCAGGGCCUUUUGCAUAAAACAGCCCCAUAAUAUCAUCGACUGUCCACCAUAUGUAUCAUGGGCAUUGAGUUCUUUUCAGUAUGGACAUUCUUCUAUUUACGCCAAACCCACCUUGAGAGCUUGAAUUUAAUUUAAUCUGACAAUAGAAUCUAAUUCCAGACAAAGUCCAUCAAGUAGCAAUCAGUAACUCUAGCCAUUAACAUGUGUGAUUAAAUAACAGGAAAGACUUUUUUCCAGACGUGCCUUCUAAAUAAUCUAUUAGCACAGAGGUCACUUAUGAAGUGUUUUGGAGACUUUAUGUCACUAAGGGGUUAUUUUUUGUCCUUAAGAAAUUAUGCGCCUCUCUUGCCUUCUCACUGUCCAUGGGGGCAAGAUAAUCUAUGUCCAAGCAAGUUUGUCACAUUUUGAGUUGAUUGGAACAUCUUGUUAUUUGAUAUAUGUCUUGAAUUAUGUACAUGUCUGACAAAGGUCAACACACUUUCCUUAUGUUUGAAAUGAACGUAUUCUCUUGUCUUUCCCAUGUUGAAAAAUGGCAAGGGCCUCUGUGUCACCUUGUCACAACUUUAUUUUAUACCUCAGUGAAACAAGAGGUCAUUGAUUACUGCUUGAAAGUUCAUAGACACUAAGGAGUAAAGUGGAAAAAGCAUUGCCAUUUUGACAUUUGAAACAUUUUGUUUUUGAUUCUCUAGGGGUGCCAAUAAUUGUGUAUUUGUUUACACAAUUGUCUCAGCUUAUGUGCCUUUUGUUUCUCCUUUCAACAAAGUAUUGUUUGAAUGCAAACAGUUUUAUUUGACUUGUAAUAUUAUGUGCAGUCGUUACAACAUUCUAUAUGUUCUAUUCAUACAGUCUUCUUUUGAGGAACUGUCUCAUUCUAAUGCAAGCUUCUGUGUGUGUCUGCCACAGCCAACACGUCUCUUUGCUAUGGCUUACAUGAUAAGAUGUGGGCCAAUACUAUUUUGGGGCAACACAACAGCUUAUGUGGGUAUACACAUGGGAAAACAGGUUAUGACUGAAUUUAUAUGUUAUUGUCAAUAAUUUGUACUGCCCUGUUUUGUACUCACUGAAUAAAU